Molecule: messenger RNA, 2137 nt
Organism: Polyodon spathula (Mississippi paddlefish)
Lineage: Eukaryota; Metazoa; Chordata; Actinopteri; Acipenseriformes; Polyodontidae
Gene: hif1an
Product: hypoxia inducible factor 1 subunit alpha inhibitor
Exons: 8
Coding region: 232-1281 (349 amino acids)
Biological process (GO): negative regulation of Notch signaling pathway; peptidyl-aspartic acid hydroxylation
Cellular component (GO): nucleus; cytoplasm
Molecular function (GO): peptidyl-histidine dioxygenase activity; ankyrin repeat binding; [protein]-asparagine 3-dioxygenase activity
Source: RefSeq, a predicted model, not a curated record
GGUUGUCAUUUUGAGGCUGCAGCGGUUGUAACGUGUUCUGCACUGUCAGACAGAAACAGCUAUUGGUAUGUUUCACAUAACUGUAACGUAACAUCAGUGUAAAAAAAACAAACAAACAAAACAAAAAAACAAAAAAACAAAAAAACACACACACACCUACUUGCCAGAUUAUAGAACGGGUUCAGUUUAAAAGAAUCAUACCGUGUGCAUGGUGUUGCAGCAGCAAUUGCGAUGGCUGAAGGAGAACCAUCGUGUACCGAGGAGUGCACCGCAUUUUCAGAGGUCCAGUGUCCGGGUUGGAGCGAGUCUCAGCUCCGCAAGUACCCUUUCCAGACCCGGCCAAUACCCAGGCUCUCCCAUACCGACCCCAGGGUUGAGAUGCUUAUAGACAAUGAGGAACCGGUUGUGUUAACAGACACCAACCUCGUCUAUCCAGCACUCAAAUGGGACAUAGACUUCUUGCAGGAAAGCAUAGGAGAUGGAGACUUUUCAGUGUACAUUGCCCAAACUCACAAGUUCUUGUACUAUGAUGAAAAAAAAAUGGCAAACGUUGAAAACUUUACACCAAUGUCAAGGCGAGUGGAAAUGAAAUUCAGUGAAUUUGUGGACAAGAUGCACCAGACUGAAGAAACUGGUGGAGAGGAAAGGUUAUAUUUGCAGCAAACACUGAACGACACUGUAGGCAGGAAAAUUGUGGUGGAUUUUCUGGGAUUUAACUGGAACUGGAUUAACAAACAGCAAGCCAAACGGAACUGGGGACAGCUGACAUCCAACCUGCUUCUCAUUGGAAUGGAAGGGAAUGUGACCCCAGCACACUACGAUGAACAACAGAACUUUUUUGCUCAAAUAAAAGGUUACAAACGAUGUGUACUCUUUCCACCAGAUCAGUUUGAAUGUCUAUAUCCAUUCCCAGUGCAUCAUCCAUGUGAUCGACAAAGUCAGGUUGAUUUUGAAAAUCCUGACUAUCAAAAGUUUCCUAAUUUCAAACAUGUCAUGGGCUAUGAAACAGUGGUGGGUCCAGGAGAUGUGCUUUACAUCCCAAUGUACUGGUGGCAUCACAUUGAAUCCUUACUGAAUGGAGGAAUUACUAUCACAGUUAACUUUUGGUACAAGGGAGCACCCACCCCAAAGAGGAUAGAGUACCCUCUGAAAGCUCAUCAAAAGGUGGCUAUCAUGAGGAAUAUAGAGAAGAUGCUGGGAGAAGCUCUUGGGGAGCCACAAGAGGUGGGUCCUUUACUAAACAUGAUGGUAAAAGGGCGGUAUGACCAGGCCUUCAGUUAGUGCUUACUGGAAGACACUUUGACAAUGUGUAGCUGCUGGAGGGAAAGCAGCCAGCAGCACACGUGUGCGCAAACUGUAAGCUAGUUCUGCACGGCAGCACUGAAACACCUACUGUAGGAAAGCACCUUCCACUUUGCUUUGUCCAUCUGCCAGUAAUGUUACUGUGGAUCCAACCUGUAUCUGUGUCUACACAAAAACAAAAUAGCUGUCAUCAGGGAGAUUUCUUAGGUGAACAUUGAUAUACUUCAGUGUUGAAAUUUGUAGUUGCCUGGUAACCAAUGUUGCUGAACUUGGAAUUGGACUGGUGGCCUAUGGGAUUGUCUCAAAGCGGUUGCUUUGUGCAGAAGCUCAGCUUGUUGUGCGAAAACAAUAUGUAAAGUAAUGCUUUUGUUUUUGAUGAGGGAUACAUUUUAAUAUAGGUUACGUGAUCCAUAUGCAUAAUUAGCCAAACAACAUAGAUCGAAGGAAAGAAAGGCUGUUUCUACCCUUGGUUAUUGGAGCUGGUGUGGCAGAAACCUAUUUUCAGGCUGGGUUUUAUUCAUUAGCUAGGUAUACAAGCACUUCAAGCCAAGUUAAACACUUGGCAGAUGUUGCACCAAUUGCCUCAAAGAGCAAAAAUAAAUCCAGGGCCAUGUUGUGGGGAGGAGAACUGUGGUGGGAAGGUUAAUGUGAUUUAGAUACCAUACCAAAUCCUGUUAGUUUUUAUCAGUUUUUCAGACAACAUGCUGAAAGUAAAUUCUUGUAGAGAUUUUUCAUCUGUUAUAUGAAUCUGGUUUAAUUAUUAAGACACUUUUAAAAUCUUGUAGUGCGUAUAUUUGCUGAGACAGCUUCAUUUUGUAUUGCAACUUUGUGUCUG